AUCGCUAUCUCAAACCCCAAUAUUUUGCACUAAUUUGCGAAACUUUAUUUCCUUAGUAUCGCUAUUAAUUCUAGUUAUGGCUAAUUCGCAACCAUAUAUGCAUCAGUAAUUUUUGGAGUAAUUUUCUCAUUAUUACUAGCUAAGCUUUUUUCUAUAAUCUUUGAUUUUUGUGAUGAGAAUCUCUGAAUCGCCCACUCUGCUACACUUGAAUUGAAAUCCGAACUAGGAGAAGAAUUGCGAAGUUCUUCAUCUAGGUUUUUGGAGGAAAAGGAGCCCUUGAUUCGUGAAAAAGCGAGGAAUUAGGUUAGGCAAGCUCCACUUUUGGUGAUCAGAGUAAUAGUGAUGAUGACCAGGAGGGUGUUGAGAGUAUUGAUUUGGAUGAGGUAUUUAGUCCGACUACGACAUUUGUAUCUGCAACUACAGCUGAUAAGGUGGCUUAGAAGCGAAGGUGGGGUGGGAGAUGAUUAGUUUUUUUCCUUUUAUUUUUAUUUUGUUUUAGUUAUUUAUUUUAAUUGUUUUAUUGGGUUAAAUAACAAGGUUAACCUUUUAAAUUAGUCGAAAUUGGUCAAAGUUUAAUUUUAUUAGUCAAUUAACGAUUAAAUGGACGGUUUUCAUCCAUUUUGACCUCAUGUGCAUAUUUUUGAAAGAUUUGAAACUUUGUGGGACAUAAGGAAAGACUAGGGUCAAGUUUUCAAAAAUUAAAAGGUUAGAGACCGUAAUUUCCCCUAAAUAAAAUUACCAAUUUUAUAAGUAGUCGGAAGCUCUUCUCGAAAAAGUCUCAAAUUAAAGACUGGUUUCUUCAUGCUGAUGUUUGAAACAUCGAAAUCAAGAAAACGCGCUUCAUUUCUGAAUCAGAUUUUCGCUAAACAAUGGCCAUGUUCGGAUCCAACAUGCGCAGCGAGGUGGGGUUAGGAGCGCUUCUUUGUCCCCUUGGUUCUAAUGUUGUUAUCCAAACCGCCUGCUUUUCUGUGGGGACUGUUUUACCUGUUUAUUCUACAUUUAAGGCCAUUGAAUCAAGAGAGGAAGAUGAGCAACGAAAGUGGCUUUUGUAUUGGGCUGCGUAUGGCUCUUUUAGUGUUGUCGAGUUGUUCACAGAUAAAUUUCUCUGCAGGUUUCCUUUUUACUAUCAUAUGAAGCUUGCAUUUCUUGUGUGGCUUCAACUGCCAUCUGUUGACGGAGCAAGGCACUUUUAUAUAAAUCUCCUGCGCCCUUUUCUCCGAAGACAUCAAUGCAGACUCGAUCAACUUAUGGGUUUCCUCUAUGGCAAAAUGGCUAAAUUUGUCAGUGCCCGUCAUACAGAAAUAGAGUUUACGAGGACGUUUCUUAUGAAGAUUUGGGAGUCAGCUAGCCAUAUGGUUCAAAAUAUCAUUAACCCAGGGAAAAGACAAAUAAGUGGUGCUGCUAUUGAUGGCCCGCUAGAGCAUGUAGAGACUUCAGAAUCAGAAGAUAAAGAAUGACGACCGCCUUAUAACUAGGAUAUGCCAGAUGAUUCGAUAGUCAAAUGCAAAUAUACUCUGUAAGAUUUCAAUAAGUUCCGGAAUCAUUCGCGCAUUGUCGUACCUUUCCUUGUAUUGUUCUUCUACGGAUUUGUAAUUGAGUGUCUCGCUUGUAUACUUGAGACGUCUUAUGGUAAUGUACACAGUUACGGUUGUGACAUGUUUAUGCAUAUUGCAAUAGAUGGGAGAGGACGUAAUUGAGAAACAAGAAGAAAUUAAAAUCUUGUCUGA
Molecule: messenger RNA, 1727 nt
Organism: Olea europaea var. sylvestris
Lineage: Eukaryota; Viridiplantae; Streptophyta; Magnoliopsida; Lamiales; Oleaceae
Product: HVA22-like protein k
Exons: 8
Coding region: 870-1457 (195 amino acids)
Source: RefSeq, a predicted model, not a curated record